Pseudopipra pipra is the source of this 2161-nucleotide messenger RNA. RefSeq names its product cyclin N-terminal domain containing 1 (gene CNTD1). Bases 184 to 1173 code for a protein of 329 amino acids. The record is from RefSeq and is a predicted model, not a curated record. Lineage: Eukaryota; Metazoa; Chordata; Aves; Passeriformes; Pipridae. The transcript is spliced from 7 exons. Gene Ontology annotation, biological process: reciprocal meiotic recombination. Gene Ontology annotation, cellular component: site of double-strand break.
GCGCUGCAGGCUGAGCCUGCAGCAACCGGGCCCAUCGCCUGAACCUGCCCCUGCCCGAACGCAGCCUCACCGAGGGGCCGUGCCCCCCCGGAGGGGCUGGUGGGGCCCUGCCCUGGUCUGUCCCUGUGAGGCUGGUGGAACCAUUGUCGUCAUUAUGGCUUCGACCCCAACCUGCUAAAUUAAAUGGGGUCCCCGGUGCCCGUGGAACCCUGGGGCCGUGACCCAGGCCCCGUGUUCAGCGGAGUCACUCCUGAAAUCAUCGAGGACACGCUGAUGCACUUGGCCACAGAGAAUGAGCAGUACCUGAGCGAGCUGACGGAGCACGCCGGGAGCUUCAAGGACACGCGGAUCGUGGAAUUUAUAUUCCUUUUAUCUGAAAAAUGGCGCUUGGACCAAUCGACGAGGUACCAAGCAGUGGAGUUACUCGAAAGGUUUAUGAUCAAGCAGGUAGAACAGCUGUGGGAGUCCUCCAGUGGGAGUGUUAAAGGUGGUGCCCAAGGACAAGGGAGCAGCUGGACCUCUGUGAGGGAUCAGAUAGUCAACACCUUUGUCCUGCGACUCGUGUCGUGCAUUCAGCUCGUGAGCAAACUCUCCCUGCACUAUAGUAGAGUGACCAGUGACACAGCUUUAAAAUUUCUGCAAUCCUUAAAAUACUCUUACACUAAACAGGAGUUGCUGGAGUCAGAGCUUGCUGUUUUAAACACUCUGCACUUCCAAAUCAACGUGUCCACCCCAUUGGCCUACGUGGAAUUGCUUCUGGAGGUUCUAGGACACAAUGGGUGCUUGCUUCCUGCUAAACCCUUGCACCACAUGUGUGUGCAGCUGCUGGACUUCUGCUACCUGUCCAGAGAGACCAUCUACAACACUUUGCUGAAGAUCGCCAUCGAAAACUCCACACCCAGCAAGCUGCAGGUAGCCAAGUUUUUGACAGUGAAGGAAGAUUUCAUGCUCUUGGCUGUUGGAAUCAUCAGCACAGGCAUGUUCAUCCUGAGCCCUGGGCACUGGGAGCAGGUUGUGGAGCAUUUGAACUGUAUCACUGGCAUUACUCCACAAAGCAUCAAGGAGUUCUCGUACGCGGUGCUGAGGCGCAUCCUGGGCCGCACCGUGCCCAGGCAGCACCAUGGGAGCUGUGGGACCAAAGCUCCCAAAGGCAGGAUUCUGCCCCUGAAAUAGAACCACCUUGUCUGGAACUGUCACGCUGCUGAACCCACAGUUCCUCCUCUGUGACACCACCUGGGCUCCCAGCAAAGCUCGGGAUUACCUUUGGUCCUGAGCACCAGGGGUUCUGGAACAGCCUGUCAGUCAUGUGUGAAUUAGCAAAGCUCGUCCUGCCAGGCAUCACGCUCACGCUUUGAAGGGAGGCCCAGCAGCACAGUAGUGUUUAGAAAUGCCUCUUUGGGACCUAGAGGUUUAUUGUAAGAGGUGCAUCUUUUAAGCUGGGUCAAAGUUCCCUUUGACUGAAGAGACCCCUCACAGUAGUCAUGUCUGAAAGGUGCUGCUGUGCCUGGUGCUCAGCCACGACCAGGAUUGCUGGGAGCAGCUCUGACACCCAUGUUACAAACGGUGCUGUGCUGUCUCCACCUGCUGCUUUUCUAAAAUCCCCAUCUCCAGCUGCCUGUGACUAUUUCCCCUCUGCCAGCACUUGGAACACUUUUGCUCUUGCCCUACCACAGCCAGUAACAACCAGCAUUGUGACAAGGACAGAAUCCUGUCAUGACAGCAGGUGCCCAGUGAGUGCCAGGAUUUGUGCUGUGCCAGGCAGAGCUGAAGGAAAGCACUCAGAGCAAGGAAUAGUUUUAGUGUUUCCUCAGUGCAGCCCUGUGCAGGAAUAGGCUGCAGGAGGGAUUACAAACUGUUUUAAGUGGUAUCAAACCUUGUUUAAGCUCAGUGAUACAAAGAAGUGCUGAUGUGACUGGGAAAACUUUACUUCAAACUGUAGUUACUCUUUAAUGACCAGGCAGAAUUCUGAGAGUUUUUCCAUGUUAUUCCCUGUGUUUGUAACAUUGGCCAUAAACCCCAAAAGUACCAGUUUAGCAUCCAUUUAAUAGCUGAGUUUAUUCUGUUCAACUCAAUGAUACAACUUUGCAUAUUGCUUUUCUAUAAACUACUUGUAAUAAUGGCAUUUUAAAUAAAGUGUCUUGUGGAUUUUUGGUAUUGUAAA